AGCCGGUGCAGCUGUCCGCGCGUCCCGGAGCCCAGGGAGUGGCGGAGGCUGCGGAACCGCCGAGCUGUGCAGCCGGAGCGGGAGGAUGCGCACGGGCCCCGCGUCGUAGACAAUGAAGCCGCGGGCGCCGCCGCCCGCCCUGGGCCCUGCGCACCGCGGCCGCACCUGCCGGCGAGAGCGCUCUCGCGCCUGACCGGCCGCCUCGCCUGGCCCCGCCGGCCCAUGGCUCGGGGCCCCGGGCCCGGACCCCGGCACUCGGGCGGCGCGGCGCACGGGCCGGCGGGUGCCAGGGGCGCCGUCCCUGCAGCCUGAGUGCGGCCCUCGCGGUGAGCGGGGGGGCGUGGGCCACACUCCCGGCCUGCCUGCCCUCCCCGCUUGGCCCGGCGCCCUCCCGGCCCGCGGGCUCGCUGGAUGCGGCGGGGCCCCAGCGCGCGGGCGACAUGUACUUGUUGGACGGCAGUGGCGAGCCCGCGUCGCCACCCGCGGACGCGAUGCCGCGCGGAACGCCCCCCAGAAAGACUGUCUACCGCAUCUCCGUGACCAUGGUCAGGAAGGAGCAGCUGGCCGCGCCGGGCUCCGCCGGCCCGGACCCACGCCCGGCUCGGCGGCCCCGGCCCGCGCGCUCCCCGGACGCGCCCGGGAGGCUUGAGGAGGAGACCGAGGAGGCGGAGGGUGCCGAGGAACCGGACGGUCCCCGGCCGCGCGCAUGGGAUUUCCGUACCUUCCGCACCCGCAGCACCGGGCAGCUGGAACUGGGGCGGCUCCGGCCGUGCGCACGCGGCCUGGAGCCCGCGGACCUGGCCGGCAGCCCCCCGGCCGAGGAGGAGGGACGCGGCUCGCCCGCGCCCGGCAGCCCCGACGUGGAGGGGGCCCGGGCCGCGCCCCUGCGGCGGAGCCUGAGCUUCAGGCACUGGAGCGGGCCUGAGACGCCGCAAGGCCGGACACUGGGCGGCGGAAGGCGCCACAGCAGCUCCGGGAGCCUGGCCUGGGCGCCGUGCGACGAGGCCGCGUCCGGGGCCACCCUGGAGCCCGCGACCGCCACGCAGCCCGCCUCGGAGAAGCGCAACACCCUGGACGUGGGCGAGGUGCUCAGCAAGAACGACGCGCUCUCGGACCUGGAGCGUUGGGAGCGCAGUAAGAGCAAGAACCGCACGCUGGACAACAGCGACCUGCAGCGGCUGGAGCGCGCGCGGGCGGCAGCCGGGGCCGGCGCGGCCUCGGAGCACCGGCUGCUGCGCUUCUUCAGCGGCAUCUUCGCGCGCAGGGACGGGGGCCCGGGCGGCGGGCCUUCGCUACGGAGCGGAGCCUCGCGGCCGCGCGGCUACUUCAGCCUGCGGCGGGCCCCGGCCGAGGCGCACUCGUCCAGUGCCGAGAGCAUCGACGGUUCCCCGCGCAGAGAUGCCUUUGUGAACAGCCAGGAAUGGACGCUGAGUCGAUCUGUCCCGGAGCUCAAAGUGGGAAUUGUGGGUAACUUGGCCAGCGGCAAGUCUGCCCUGGUGCACCGGUACCUGACGGGCACAUAUGUCCAGGAGGAGUCUCCGGAAGGUGGCAGGUUCAAGAAAGAGAUUGUCGUUGAUGGACAGAGCUAUCUACUGCUGAUCAGAGAUGAAGGGGGCCCCCCGGAGGCGCAGUUUGCCAUGUGGGUGGACGCUGUUAUAUUUGUCUUCAGCUUGGAGGAUGAAAUAAGUUUCCAGACCGUUUACCACUACUACAGUCGAAUGGCCAACUAUCGGAACACGAGCGAGAUUCCUCUGGUUCUGGUGGGAACCCAGGAUGCCAUAAGUUCUACUAACCCGAGGGUCAUCGAUGACGCCAGGGCGAGGAAGCUCUCCAACGACCUGAAACGGUGCACGUACUACGAGACGUGUGCUACAUAUGGGCUGAACGUGGAGAGGGUCUUCCAGGACGUUGCCCAGAAGAUUGUUGCCACAAGGAAGAAGCAGCAGCUGUCCAUAGGACCCUGCAAGUCGCUACCUAAUUCUCCCAGCCAUUCCUCCGUCUGUUCCGCGCAGGUGUCUGCUGUGCACAUCAGCCAGACAAGUAAUGGAGGUGGGAGUUUAAGCGACUAUUCCUCCUCUGUUCCAUCGACUCCCAGCACCAGCCAGAAGGAACUUCGGAUCGAUGUUCCUCCCACUGCCAACACACCCACGCCUGUUCGCAAGCAGUCCAAGCGCCGGUCCAACCUGUUCACCUCUCGGAAAGGGAGCGACCCAGACAAAGAGAAGAAAGGCCUGGAGAGUCGUGCGGACAGCAUUGGGAGCGGCCGAGCCAUCCCAAUUAAACAGGGCAUGCUGUUGAAGCGAAGUGGCAAAUCGUUGAAUAAAGAGUGGAAAAAGAAAUAUGUCACCCUGUGUGACAAUGGCGUGCUGACCUAUCAUCCCAGUUUACAUGAUUACAUGCAGAAUGUUCAUGGUAAGGAGAUUGACCUUCUGAGAACCACUGUGAAAGUCCCAGGGAAGAGGCCACCCCGAGCCACGUCGGCCUGCGCGCCCAUCUCCAGCCCUAAAACCAAUGGCCUAUCCAAGGACAUGAGCAGUUUACACAUCUCACCCAAUUCAGUUCCGCAAAUGCCAGCGAGCAAAUGGUGCUUUGAGUCACAGCUGCAAAAACCAUGCGUCUAGGCCUUCCCAGGGCUGCAUAGUGGAAAGUGAAGUUUAACAUGUGAACUGGGUUUUUAAGGGCCUUCUGAAAAACGUGAAUUAAUGUUAAAGUGUCAAAGAUUAACUCAUUUCUGAUAACUGUAUAUAUGAAAGUGGAAAAACCAUUCGGAGCAAGAUUCAGAGGAAACCACUUAACCUAUAUAAAAUGUAAAUUUUGUGUUAUUGUAUUUUAAUUAUCUGCCGUUCUUUAAUGCAACUUUAGUUCUCAGUAUUCUCUUUUAAAGGAAAUGUUUUUUUUUUCAUUCAGGAUCAGAGAAAGCUGUAUUUUCUCAAAUGUUGAUGUGUUUAGAAAUUCCUGGCCCCUGUGCCCAGUUGCCAGCCAUCCAAAAUGACAUUGUUCAUUUUAUUUACGUUUUUGCGAAUAAUUGCCCUGUGUCAUGAACCUUCCCGUGCCUGCUCAUCAGAGAUAAGGUGAAGAUCCUCUUGAGCCCUCCCAUACACACACAUACAGUCAGGCUCCUUCAACAUGGGGAAAUCCCUUCAAGAAUUUUGCAUUUUUUCCAGUGGAAAGUCCAGAACUUUCUUCUCUCCCACCUACAUCCAGUCUUAAAACAGAUUUCUGGCUAGGCGCAGUGGCUCAUGCCUGUAAUCCCAGCACUUUGGGAGGCUGAGGCGGGUGGAUCGCCUGAGGUCAGGAGUUCGAGACCAGCCUGGCCAACCUGGUGAAACCCUGUCUCUACUAAAAAUACAAAAAUUAGCCAGGCGUGGUGUCGGGUGCCUGUAAUCUCAGCUACUUGGGAGGCUGAGGCAGAAGAAUCGCUUGAACCUGGGAGGCGGAGGUUGCAGUGAACCGUGAUUGCACCACUGCACUCCAGCCUGGGUGACAGCGAGACUCUAUCUCAAAAAAAAAAAAACAGAUUUCUCUCCUACGAGAGUUUCUGGUCUUUAAUGCUGCACUUUCCUCUUCUGAAACAUCAAGUGCUUUUAAAGAGGGAUGGUACUGACCGCCUGGUUCUGAGGCAUGAACGACACUGGUAGGUGAGAGCAAGAUGGUACAGAGGAGUUCAAAUUUGGGUCCACCAUCCUGGGCUCCGCUGCGCAGUGUUAGGCAGUCACUGAGCUGGUUCUUUCCCACCACAUUGGGGUGCUCUUGCCUGGCCUGCCUGUGUUGCAGGGGGGCAGUGUCAGAGGAGACAACAUGAAAGUGCUGGGAAAGCUGGAUACAAACACAAGCUGUUGUUUCUAAUCAAAAUUAAAACUGGCUUUAUGCUAAAGGAGUCUUUAGUGCCUCCCAAAAAAGUGAUAACAGUAUUUUUACAGGGGCUUCUAUGACCUGCCAACCUUUCUUCCAAGACAUCCGUGAGAUUUUUCUUAUUAGAGCGGUGUGCUAACUAUGGGAUGGGAAGAGAGAAAAGAAGGGCACAAGAAAGAAAAAAACAAUCCGUAGUGAGUAAAAUGCUGAAGGCUUUAUUGCAUUAGUACAUUACAUAAACUCUUGCAUUUAUUCAAAAAAUAUCUAUAGGCCGGGUGCGGUGGCUCACGCUUGUAACUCCAGCACUUUGGGAGGCCAAGGUGGGUGAAUCACCUGAGGUCAGAAGUUCAAGACCAGCCUGUCCAACAUGGUGAAACCCCAUCUCUACUAAAAAUACAAAAAUUAGCUGGGUGUGGUGGUGCGUGCCUGUAAUCCCAGCUACUCAGGAGGCUAAGGCAGGGGCAUCGCUUAAACCCAGGAGGCGGAGGUUGCAGUGAGCCGAGAUCACACCACUGCACUCCAGCCUGCGCGACAGAGUGAGACUCUGUCUCAAAAAAAAAAAAAAAAAUGUAUCAAGCACCUAUUUUGUGCCAGAAAUUGUGCGCACUGUAGAUAUGGAGUCCCUAACCUCUAGAAUUCUUCCAUUUCCACCUCCCCUUCUGACCCAUCACAUCUAGUCAUCUAGUUAUUUAAGUCAACAAGCAUUUAUUGAGUUUCAUUUUUAUAAUUUUAAAUUGAUAAAAAUGUAUUAAAUAGAAUUAAUUUAACUUAAAUAAAAAUUUAUUUAUCUUUGUAACAUGGUGUUUUGAAUUAUGUGUACAUUGUGGAACGGCUAAAUCAUGCCAUUCGUGGAGUUUCUAAUGUGUGCCUGAGACACAGUUCCCGCCCUCAAGAAUCUCCCCUGUUGUUGGGGAGAAAGACAAGUAGAUGGAGGCCGCACGGAGCCACAGGCCCCAGGAGGGCUGUGUAAAGGGCAGGGCUUGGAGACCCAGUGAUGCUGCGGUCGGCUCCCCAGGAGGUGGGCCAGGCUUCAAGGAAUAGGGGAUACCUGCUGAGUUUGAAUAAAGGAUAGGAAUUUGCGAGGCACACAGAUAUGAAGGAGGGGCACCAAUUCUGUGAAGAAGUGUUCACUGUGUAAAAGUAGGAUUUUGAACUUCCUAAUCUUGAGACUUAGUUCCUUGGAGCCAAAUACCACUUUUGUCCUAAGGGAAACACUAAUGUGUGAUUAUAAGUAGAUAAUACAAAGGCCCUAUAAACCGUACCAUAUUUGAUGGUGUUGGCUGUUGCAUGGGCCUUUCUCUUUGAGGGAGUGAGUUGUGUGUCCUUGGAAGGCAUUUCCCAUUGCCCAGUUUCAUUCUCUUUAAGAGCCCCUGUUGGGCAAAUGGGAGGGUUGCGACGAGAUUGAAAUUCCUUUUCCAUGGUCACAGCCCUCAGUGUGUAACAGGACAUCUCCGCAACCCUCAAACAGGUUAAUCCCACACAGGUGCCUGGCUGACUUUCCCUCUUCUCUGGAUUCCAACUAGGGAUAGAGAAGUGGGGGUAUGACCUUAGCACAAAGGCGUUGCCACUUUGGGAAGAAGAAAAUGCCUCGUGGCCACAGCAGUGCUAAGGGAAGUGGCACGCUGACCAAGCAUGCGGGUGCAGUCAUCAGCUGGUGUGCAGCAGGAGGGCACAGAUCCUCAGAUGGCAGCUCCCUGUUGAUUGCUCAGCUUCAUUCUUGGGUUCUAAGAAUAAGCCAUGGGCGGAGGCACUUCUGUAAGAGGAAGCAGCUUCAUUAAAAUCUUGGGAAAUUUUAAUUUGCAUUCACCUCCUCUAAACGUGAACAUGAAUCUGUAAAGUGAUACAUUCUUUCUUGCUUAAGGAAUUAAAGCGUUUGGGGAUUUGAGUUUUUAUACUCUUUGAAAAUUGAGUUUCUUGUGUCUAAAAUCAUCAUUCACAAAAUGUCCUCUCACCUGAGGAAUUCCAACACAGCAAAUUCAAUCUGAAAUAGAUUGAGGCUACAUUUCAGAGACGGACUUCCAGCUAAAAAUUGGUAUUAGAGAGCUGUUUUUGCCAAAAAAUUGAAUACUUAACCUUAUUCUUCACUCCUGACUCAUUUGUUUUGUCUCAGUUCUGGGUGAACUGGAGGGUUUUCUUUCUUUGUAUUUUCAUUUUUGUAUUCAUUUUCUUAAUGUGAUUGAAUUAGAUCAACAUUUUAUGCCUUCUCUUCUCAUAACUUGCAUUCACAGAGACCUGAUAUAUGUAUGAGCCUAAAUCUUUGUGGAUAACACUUAUUAUUGCUUUGGAAUAACUGUCCAUAUAUGGAAUGAUUCAUUCGGUUGGUAUAACCAUUUACAGGGUUCUUGAUACACAUUUCCAAAUUAACUUCUAAAAGUUUUUACAUGAAAACUCUUCCCAUCCAUAGCCAUCACCCGUUUCACCUCACACACUUGCUAAUGCUACUAAUAUUAUUGUUAGAAUUUAUGCUAAUCUGAUGAGCCAUAAAAAUACCUCAUGUUUUGUUUAUUUGGAUUUCUUCAAUCGGUAAUGAAGUUGAACAGCUCACAUGUAUUAGCUGUAUGUAUUUCUUAACGUUGUAAUUAAUUGUUUAGGUAUAUCUUUUGCCCAUUUUUGCACUAGGUUCUUGUCUUUUUCUUGUUGAUAUCUAAGAACUCUUUGUAUAUUUAGGGUAUGAAUAUAUUUUGCAGGUAUUUCCCCAGUUUAUUAUUUGCCUUUUAAAUUUUAUGCUCUUCUUUACAUGAAAAGGUUUUCCCUCUUUUUUAUUUAUAAUCAGAUUAUCUUUUACUGUUGUGAUUUCUACUUUAAGCUAUUUAGAAAGCCUUUCAUAAUCUUGAAACCAGAUCAGAGUUUAUAUAUGUAUACUUCUAAGUUUUAAUUUUAUUGUUUUUUUCCCUUAAAAAAUACAUGUAUGUGUUUAUGUGUGUGAAUAUAUGUAUAUGCAUAUAUAUCUGUAUGUAUGUGUGUGUAUACAUGUAUAUGCAUGUAUUUAGCCCCUAAUCCACCUUUAAUUUGUUUGUGUCUAUUGUGUGUGACAGAAAUCUAAUUGAAUUUUUUAUUCAAAUAAAUAAUCAACUGUCCUUUUUCUCUUUGUUGAAUUUUUUUUCUUUCCCUAUUAAUUCCAUAUGUUGCCUUUGUUGUAGAACUCAAUCACUUCAUCAAAUGGGCUGUGUUUCUGGCCUCUCAGAUGUGUUCCGAGACCUGGUAUCCCUGCAUUGUCUUACCUUAUGUAGAUUUACCACAGUGUCUUAGAUGUAUGACUCCAUUUGUAUCUGGUAGUGUAACACAGUUGAAUAUUUCUCUUUUAUCUUCCAGUUUUUCUUGGCUACUGCUACCUGCUUAUUUUUCUCAAAUGAACUAAAGAGUAACUUGAAACCUUCUCCUCCUUGAUCAAAAUAAUCCCCUCAUUGGUGCACAUGACAUCAGGACCUCCUGAGGCUGAUACGGGCAUGUAAAUAAAAUAAUGAAAAUAAUUCUAUCAUGGCUUUUAACUGGCAUUGCUUUUAAGCUAUGAAUUGUGGAGGAAGUGGCAUCUUACUGUGUUGAGUUCCUUAUCGUGGAACACUAUUCUUUCCUAAUUUAUUCAGAUUUGUAUUAUAGCCUCCAGCAAAGUUCAGCAUUUUUUUUUUUUCAUUUAGAUGCUGGACAUGUCUUGUUAAUCUAUUCUGUUUAUAAUUUUUGGUGUAUUGUGAAGCUAAUCUUUUUUAGAGGGGUGGGUCUGUUAUGUCAUCUAAUUGGUAAGAAAUAAGAACACUCCUAAUUUUUGUAUUUUCUAUAUUCAGCCAUCUUGCUGAACUCUUGUUAGUUGGAAUAGCUAUUGGAUGUUUCUGUUGAUUCUCUAGCACACAGUCAUAAUGCAUUCCAUAUUUCAAAUACUGUAAUGCCUAACUGUAUGCCACCAGUUUACUGAUACAGAGACUGGAUUGUGUUGCCUCCUGUGCCAUUCAUCUCCAUCGUUAUUGAGUCUGCUGUAUGCCCACCCUUGAUUAAUGCUCUGGAUAUUGGGGUGGGGGGAGGACAAGACGUGUCUCCAAGAGCCUUACACUCAAGUGGGGGUGGAGGAGUCCAAAGAUAAACACACAAGUAAGAUCGUUGUAAGGAGUGAUAAGUGCUGAAGGGACACAUGGGGCAAUUGAAUAGAAAAUACCUGGAGGGGCUCGGGGGUGGGGUAUUCCUAGCAUUUGGGAAGUGAUUUGCCUGUAUUGAAAUAGUGACUACAUUUCACACUUUAAAAUGCUGGAAAUGUGGUCAUCUUCAUGUCAGUUUUUGCCAUGGGCUUUGGAGAGAGGAAGAAACACGCACUGUCAGAGCAGCUGCCUUGUGCACUGCUGAUGACUAGGCUCAGACCACCCUCUGGGGGUCAUGCAUUGAGGAGAGCAGAGGAGCUGCAAUGGUGAUGGGGUGGCUCUGGGUUCCUUGUGGCGGUGGUGGAGUUCAGGAGUGGGCUGGGGCACAGCAGCAGGCUGUGCAACGAAAGCAAGGAGAGCUGGCCAGUGUUGUCCCUGCCACUGACACCCCCAAGAGAGCAUGCAUCGGAACAGGCAGCAUGCCUAGGGAGAGCAGAACCUUUUGAUGUGGAUGCUGGUGCUCCAAAGAGGAACAGAGAUCAUUGUGAAACUCAAACAUCCUCAGUCUCAGGAAGAGAAAGAAAUGGAGAGGCAAGGCAGCCCUGACCGUAGGUGGUAUGAAGUGCACCAGCCAGCUCACAGCCCCCCACAUGGUAGGUCUAAAUGAAACCCACCAGUCAGCAUGGGCCAUACACCUGCUCAGAGCCCACAACCAGCCUUCUGGUUGGCCAAGGCUGCAGAGAAAACCCCUUCAUCUGCCUUAUCAACCCACAUGCUCUUAUUCGUAGAUAAUGGACAAUGAAGAUGUUUGUGGGAACCAACAGUAAAAUGUGAAGGAUAACUGAUCUUAGGAAAAAGAGUGACAUUUUGGUGAAAGAGAAUUUAAAAGGAAAUUAUAACUCCUAUCAACAGAAGAAUUUAAUAGGUUAGUUAUUAAUGAUACUCAUAAAAUGAGGCAAACAGAGAGCAUGCGUUUGGCUGGGUGUGGUGGCUCAUGCCUGUAAUCCCAGCACUUUGAGAGGCUGAGGCAGGUAGAUCACCUGAGCCCAAGAGUUCAAGACCAGUCUGGGCAACAUGGUGAAACCCUGUCUUUACAAAAAAUGCGAAAAUUAGCUGGGCAUAGUGGCGAGUGCCUGUGGUCCCAGGGGAGGCUGAGGUGGGAGGAUAGCUUGAGCCCAAGAGGUCAAGGCUGCAGUGAGCCAUGAUCAUGCCACUGUACUCCAGCCUGGGCAACAGAGUGAGGCCUGUGUCAAAAAAAUAAAGAGUAUGUGAAAAUACUAUAGGAGAAAGAGUUUUAUAAAUAAAGAUUGCAAAAAUAAAAAAUUCAGUAGAUAAAUACGGUAAAGAACAUGGCUAAAGACAUGUUGGUAGUCAAAGAUAUAACAGAAGAAUAUAUAUGCUAGAAGCAAGGAAGGAUAUCUGAAGAGUCAAGUAUCAAGUUGGAUGGGAGAGGAGGCUCUGCAAAAACACAAAUAAAAUCUUAAAACACACCAAAAAUAGGAGAACAACAAGGUUACCUACAAAAGAAGAGAAAUCUGACUGUAGACUUCUCAAGAGCAACAUGCAUUCUUAAAUAUAAUGGAAAUAUUCCCUCCUAAGGACAAAUAAUUCUGAACCUAGAAGCCUAUGCAAAGACAACUACUAAUCAAAUGAAGACAGAAAAAAAGACAUCUUUAGACGACAUACAGGGCUAUACAACAUCUCCAUCUUAAAGGGUUUUGAAAAAAUUACUUAAGGGUCUACUCCAGAAAAAAAAGAAGCAUCCAAAAGAUAUUCAGGCCUGGUUAAACCUUCCCUUCCUCAUUCAAGGUCACUGGCUUCUCAAGAUGUGCAUGACCAUUAUCCACUUCCAUUCUUUUGGCCUGGAACUUACAUUGUCUUAAGUUGCCAUUCUAAUGAGGAUCCACCAGAAGCCACAUUUUGGAGAAUCUUCCCAACUUGAAUUUCAGUUGUAGGUCCAGAGAAGGAGGUAAAACGUCAAGGUAUUUUCUGACGUGAAUGUUUGGCCAGCC
Messenger RNA from Pongo pygmaeus (Bornean orangutan), 9928 nucleotides. It is a transcript of the gene AGAP1, whose product is annotated as ArfGAP with GTPase domain, ankyrin repeat and PH domain 1. Gene Ontology annotation, molecular function: GTPase activity; GTP binding; GTPase activator activity. The coding region runs from base 441 to 2621 and encodes 726 amino acids. NCBI's taxonomy places the organism in Eukaryota, Metazoa, Chordata, Mammalia, Primates, Hominidae. Gene Ontology annotation, biological process: activation of GTPase activity. The record is from RefSeq and is a predicted model, not a curated record. The transcript has 12 exons.